CUCUGAUGAUCUUGGUAUAGUAUUCGCCUGUGUAUUUCAAAAGUAAUCUCACAUUUGAAGAGACUAACAGUUCCUGUUUUUGCCAGCAAUCAAGUUGAAGAAACGUGUCCACUACUUAAAGAGGGACCUGCAAACUAUUUUUAUCCAGCUGUCCCAAUGGGAUUUUCUCUUAGUAAAUCUGCUACUCAAGUGUCUGCUAUGCGUAUGGAUUCAAAAGUGGAUGAUCACUUAAUGCAAAGGACUGAGAAAAGCAAAUUGGAACCCGUGACUCAGUUAUUUCAAAACACCAAGAAAAUAAGAUUAGAAGACACAAACCAAGAAAACUUUACAAGGAGCAAAGAUACUGGCACAGGAUCUCUUUCGGAGAAAGCCUUGGGUUCAGUGGUAUAUGUUAAAGAAAGUGAUGGAAUAGAAAUGAUAGACGUGGAAUGAAGUUAUUUGUGUAUGUUACCAAAGAAACCAAAAAUUGCUUUUGACUAAGAGGGCCUGUUGAAUGAGAACUUAACCUUAUUAUGAAAACCUAACAAAAUGAAGGAAGACGAUUCCUUAUUUUUCA
This is a messenger RNA of Physeter macrocephalus (sperm whale), 556 nucleotides long. It is a transcript of the gene C12H2orf15, whose product is annotated as chromosome 12 C2orf15 homolog. The transcript is spliced from 2 exons. The coding region runs from base 157 to 432 and encodes 91 amino acids. The record is from RefSeq and is a predicted model, not a curated record. NCBI's taxonomy places the organism in Eukaryota, Metazoa, Chordata, Mammalia, Artiodactyla, Physeteridae.